AUGGAGAACAAAGAGGCCGGAGCCCCUCUGCCUGUCCCACCCAGGGAGGGGCGGCUCCAGCCCACACUGGUGCUGGCGACCCUGAGCGCCGCCUUCGGCUCGGCCUUCCAGUACGGCUACAACAUCGCAGUGGUCAACACACCACACAAGGUAUUGAAGUCAUUCUACAAUGAAACCUACUUCGAGCGACACGCCACCUUCAUGGACGAGCAGGUCAUGCUGCUCCUGUGGUCUUGCACCGUAUCCAUGUUUCCCCUGGGAGGCUUGCUGGGGUCCCUGAUGGUCAGCCUGCUGGUUGACAGGUGUGGCAGAAAGGGGGCCCUGCUGGUCAACAACAUCUUCGCCAUCAUCCCUGCCAUCCUGAUGGGAGCCAGCAAAGUGGCCAAGGCUUUUGAGCUGAUCAUCUUUUCCCGAGUGGUGCUGGGAGUCUGUGCAGGCAUCUCCUACAGUGCCCUUCCCAUGUACCUGGGAGAACUGGCUCCCAAGAACCUACGGGGCACAGUCGGAACAAUGACCGAGGUUUUCGUCAUCUUUGGAGUCUUCCUAGCACAGAUCUUCAGCCUCCAGGACAUCCUGGGCAAUCCUACAGGCUGGCCGGUGCUCCUGGCACUCACGGGGGUGCCCGCCCUGAUUCAGCUGCUCUCCCUGCCCUUCUUCCCGGAGAGCCCCCGCUAUACCCUGAUUCAGAAAGGAGAUGAAGCCGCAGCACGGCGAGCUCUGCGGAGGCUGCGAGGCUGUGCGGACGUGGAGGCCGAGCUGGAGGACAUGCGCGCCGAGGCCCAGGAGGAGCGCGCCGAGGGCCGCCUGUCGGUGCUCAACCUCUGCGCCUUCCGGCCGCUGCGCUGGCAGCUGCUCUCCGUCGUGGUGCUCAUGGCUGGCCAGCAGCUGUCGGGCAUCAACGCGAUCAACUACUACGCAGACAUCAUCUAUGUGUCCGCUGGCGUGGAGGCUGCUCACUCCCAGUACAUAACUGUGGGUGCUGGCGUGGUCAACAUAGUGAUGACCGUCAUCUCGGCUUUCCUGGUAGAGCGACUGGGGCGGCGGCUCCUCCUGCUGGUCGGCUACGGCAUCUGCGGCUCCGCCUGCCUGGUGCUCACCCUGGCGCUCCUCUUCCAGAACACAGUCCCUGAGCUGUCUUACCUUGGUGUCAUCUGUGUCUUUGCCUACAUCUCAGGACAUUCCAUUGGGCCCAGUCCCGUCCCCUCCGUGGUGAGGACCGAGAUCUUCCUGCAGUCCUCCCGGCCCGCCGCAUUCGUGGUGGACGGGGCAGUGCACUGGUUCACCAACUUCAUCGUGGGCUUCGUGUUCCCAUCGAUCCAGGUGGCCAUCGGGGCCUACAGCUUCAUCAUCUUUGCCGGAAUCUGCCUUCUCACUGCUUUGUACAUCUACCUGGUUAUUCCCGAGACCAAGGGCCGAACGUUUGUGGAGAUAAACCGCAUUUUUGCCAAGAGAAACGGGGUGGAGAUUCCAGAGGAGAGGAAAGAAGAAACCAGCGACACUGGACCUCACACGCCCUCCACGGCUACCAAGAACACUUCCUUCUAG
This is a messenger RNA of Otolemur garnettii (small-eared galago), 1545 nucleotides long. RefSeq names its product solute carrier family 2 member 7 (gene SLC2A7). Gene Ontology annotation, cellular component: membrane. The record is from RefSeq and is a predicted model, not a curated record. The transcript is spliced from 12 exons. Gene Ontology annotation, biological process: monosaccharide transmembrane transport. The coding region runs from base 1 to 1545 and encodes 514 amino acids. NCBI's taxonomy places the organism in Eukaryota, Metazoa, Chordata, Mammalia, Primates, Galagidae. Gene Ontology annotation, molecular function: hexose transmembrane transporter activity.